UAUAUUAAUAAUAUGUAAAAUAUUUUUUUGCAAUGCUUAUGUUUAUUUGAAAAAAGAGUUUCAAUUUAAUUGCGUGAAAAACGUCACGUUGGUGAAGCAAUUCCAUCGAUGAUUGUAAUAGUAAAUUUAAGUAUAAACAUUCUGUAUUUUUCGAUGCAAGUAUUUAUAAACAGUAGAUAGGAUUCUGUGUAAACACGUGUUUGAAAGAAAAGAAGGAAAGAUAUCUCCAUUAAUUACGCUCCUGAAGUUAAAAUGACAUGAAUUAGAAAUACAUGUGUAGUUGUAGGUUGUAGUCAUAUCACAUAGAGUUAUGUAUGCACAACUAAACUUCUAACCACAAAUUUUGGUGAACAGGUUCUACAUAAAAUUUUUCUCCUUUUAAGUUAUGAUCUGUUAUGUAGUCCAUAAAUAUCAUUAAAAAGAUGUCAUUAAAAAAUAGUUCUCAGUUGUGUAAUUUAAUUUCGUGUUAUUAAUCUAACAUAAUUUAUUUUUUAUGAGAACUUGUUAUAUACUGUGUCAAGAAUAAUGGCAAAAACAGAAGUAACUGAAAAUCCAGGAACCAGUUGGGAACCAGUACGUUUGACACACAUUAAACCAUCCUUCAACAGUCAAGAAUCAGCUCUAGCAGCUCGUCAGGAUCUAUGGCACAAAUUUAUUCUUUAUGGUAUAGGAAAAUAUAAACCGACAGAAGUUCUGAAAAAGAUCAUUACUGCUUGCGAUCCUGAGAUUAUACUACCUGUUAUGUACAAAGAAGAGGGUCCAAACAAAAGUCAUUUCUUGGCAAAAUGUAACUCCAAUGCUAUAGAACAACUUGUGAAACAGGGUCUAUGCGUGAGUUUACAGAAUGGACAAGAAUUACAUAUUGAUAUAGUAUUAGGAUUCACAGAUUCCCAAGAAUUAUCACUGAAUCCUAACAGGAUUAUUACUCAAGCAUUGUAUUACAGAUAUGAGCCUACAAAAAAAGUAUUGAAUCUUGAUGACUUUGAGAAUGAGAAAUCAUUGGGUUCUAUAUUUUGCCCUAUAUCUUUACCCAAAGUAUUACAGUUUGUUUUAAGAUGCAGUAGAAUGGGAAUCUUGAACACAAACCGUGAUUCAAGACUACCUAUUCGAGAACUGAGCUUAAAAUAUAAUAAAAUCACAGCCAUCAUCUUGUUUGAAAAAUUUUUCAAUUAUCACUUGACUAAAUUAGAUCUGAGAUACAAUUAUAUUGACGAUGUGGACUAUCUACGUUACUUCAGUGAAUUUAAGAUAAGUGAGCUCUGGCUGGAUGGAAAUCCACUGUGCACAAAGUAUAGCAAAUGCCAAGAUUAUGUACAAGCUGUGAAAAAUGUUUUUCCCCAUCUGCAGAAGUUGGAUGGAAUAGUCAUAGAUAUAGAGCAGAAGUUCAUUCCUCAUGUACAGAGCAAUUUUCUGAGAGAUGGAUCAAAAACUUGCCUGAUUAAACAAUUUGUGAAGCAUUAUUUCACGUUGUACGAUCAGGAUGAUAGACAUGUGAUGAAUGGAUUAUAUGACAGGGAUGCGCUUUACUCUAUGACACUUGGGCCACUGACAAACUAUGUCCAUAAACAAGUAACUAAAACGUUUGUUACGAACAGGAAUUUAUUGAAGUUUGUUGAUUAUGCAAAGUGUCAAGAAUUUUUAUUGCGUGGCCCAGAAAAGAUCAUUUCUGCUCUGAGAAGUCAACCACCCACGAUACACAACUUUAAAUCAUUUCAUAUAGAUUUUUUGUAUGAAGAAGACAAUCAUCUAGCAAUCUCUGUCCAAGGCAUGUUCUCUUUCAGAGAAAUUGUAUGUCCACCAAUGUUCUUCAACAAGACUUUCAUUAUCGUGCAAAAGGAAGACAAUGAAUACUGUAUUACUAAUGAUCAAUACUAUCUUGAUGGAUCACCUGCUAAUAGUAAUUUAGCAAUAGGAAGCAAUGAGAUGAAAUUUGACUUGAAAACAGCACCCAAAUUUGAUCCAGUAGUCUUCAGUGUCUCUGAGAAGGAACAAUUGUUAACAUUUCUGCAUGAAUUGACUACAAUGAACAUGAAAUUUUGCCACCAAUACCUAGAGGAAACUAAUUGGGACAUAAGGACUGCUAUUACAACAUUUAUGAAUAUGUACACUGUCAAUAAUGUACCACCGGAAGCUUUUAUGUGAUUCGCCAGUAUUUUAUAUAGAUAAUGUCUAUUAUUUAUACGUACAUUAUAGCAUAAGAAAAAAGUCUUGUAAUUGUAGGUACAGAUCCGUACGUUUUUAUAACAUGUAGCAUGAUAUUUGUUACCGUUUUUAAUGUCUUCCGCGAGACAAUGUACCUACAAUUCUUCAAAGAAAAUAAAAUAAGUACAAUGACACCAUUUUAUUAAAAAUUAUUAGCUUUAUUUUAUACAAUAUAAAAAUUACAAUUUUCAUGAUACUAACAACCUUGCUGUGUAUUCAACAGAGCAAUGGUUUUAUUUAUAUAUGGUGUAGUAUUCACAUUUGAAUUCACUCCUAAUUCAAACACUUUCUGCAUUAAUGGUAGAGCGUGUUCUGAAAUAAAAUACGAUUAAUUAAAAGAUGAUGUGCAUCAAAUGAAACCAAAAUUCAAUUGCAAAAAACGAAAGCUUACCUUGCAUACAGAGCACAAUGUCUGGCAACUUUUCCAGAGCUGACAUUAACACAUCAGCUCUAGGACUGUCCAAACAUCUCUGGAAGGCGGAUAAUAUGUUUGCAUUUGUUGUUGGACGAUAUUUCAGUGCUCUUGCCAGUAAAGUGUGAGCAAGAGUCCUUAUGUUACCCUGAGGAGACACCAGUAAUUCAGUUAUAUUAUCCGUUAUCGGUUCCAGAACUGAAGGUUUUCGAGAAGAUAAAUGCUCUAUUUCCUGAAGAGCAUUGAACACGUCUAGAACGAGAAAACAUGCAUUUUUUCCAAUUAAUUUUUUCAUAGAAGUUCAGAUUGACACUCCACAGUAUAAAAAGACGGUAUACCAUCUCCAUGCAGCUUGCUCAGAGUAGUCAGCAACGAGGACCAAUGCUGGGGAAUAAUAGUUUCUGCUGGUGGUGGUGUAGGAGGUACAGUGAUUAAAACUUCCUCGAGAUCUUCUCCUUCUCUUGGCACUGGGAUGCCUGAUACAAGUGUACGAAGUGUAACUAGAUUUGGAUAGUGUACCUGUAAUUCACUACAUGCAAGUGUAAGCUGACGUCUGAAAUUUGGUAUGAGAAGCCGAAGGCACAGAUUACUUACUGAAGAGGCUGAGCAUGCUUCUGCAAGUACUUCAAUGCUCUUUGAGGAUCGUAAGAGAUGUAUGACUGCAGUAAUGUGAUGAAUCUGUUCAAGAGUGGUAUGAUCUCUUUUAUGGGUCCAUAAUUCUGUGAAUGGAAUAAAUCAAUAGUAUUUGUAUCGCAUUCUACUAAAUUCAAGUCGGUACAGAUGUUCUAAAAUACCUGGAAGCACUGAAAGUAAUUCUCUAACGUGUCUUCUAAAGCAGCCCGAUGUUCUUCCCUAAACAAAUGCGGCUGCAAUAAUUCCAGCAGGCCCAUUAUUUGUGUGAAAAGAUUCAAAUGAUGACCGGAUCUGAAUUGACCGAAAUCUAAGUAACAUCUGCCCAUUAAAGAUGAUGCUAACAUUGGAAGCUGCCGCAACACUAGAAUCGGAUGAACGGCAGCCAUUUUUCUAGCACACAUCUCGAACUCCUGGGACCUGGAGUUCCAAGAUUUUUGUCUUGGUGUUGCUGCUAAGGCUGUUACCAAAGAAUGGCUCAUGCAGUCCAACACAGAACCCGUCCAAGCAGUGAUUUUUGCGCCCUCAACGAACUUUUUCGUUUGGAAGGUAUCCAAGUAACAGAUCACUUUUGGUAUCUUCAUAUACAUGUGUAACAAGAAUUGAUGUGCCAUGUCAGACUCCACGCUGAAAAAUUAUAAUAUAGAAUUGCUUAUAAUGUAUAAAAUAGAAAUAGAACUAAUAGAUAAAAUGAAUCACAUACUCUGGAUCAUUCAUCAUACUAUCAGCCAAAUAUGUCACGACACUGGAUACCAAAUGGUCAUCAGUUGAGAUACAGUGCAACAAUAAGUCCAGACGAGAAUCCAUCCUAGCUAAUGCAGUGGUUCUACUGUGGCAAUUACAAAUAAUAACAGCUUCUGCAACUAUGUACGCUACGAGCGUCAACAACUGUUUCUCGUGCAGCAACAAAAUAUCUUCAGGGACAUAGUGCUUCGGCGUAAACUUAUCUCUUCCUUGCCACAGCUUCGGAUUGCAUGUUAAAGCCCAUAGAAAAUCUAACACAGCCGUUGGAUCGUACCUACAAUUUUUACAGUUUAUUUGAUAUUAUUUUACAAUUAUUUGAAUUAGUAAUUAACAACUUACCCAUCGUCACAUUUAUCUAAUAAAUGUCCAACACAUUUGUGCAAGGUAGCCCAGCUUGCUCUGUGUGUAAGUAAAGUCAACAAAUAGGGCCUAAAGGAAUGCGAGCUAAUUAUAUUAUUGUCAACUUUCAUUUGCAUCUUCGUCUUUCCGAAAAGAAGCUUCAUUUGCAGAUUGGGACAUGUGCCAAUCAAUUCUGGUUCCACAGAAGCCAACCAAUCAAUCAAUAAUCCUGUUCUUGGCUUUCUAACACCCUCAUUGCUAUCAUUCACCAACAACCUCGCCAUAGCUUCAAAAAGAACAUCAGUCUGUUGUUGUUUAAAACAAAUGUCCAACAAUUUACGUCCCACAGCUUCCAGGUUCACGGAAUCCGUUGUCUCUAAAAUGGAUCCAAGGUCACGGGUCUGCAUCAGUAUAGUUAGCUCCAUGCUCUUUGGUGUCUUGGUCAAUUGUACAUUAGCAAAGUCUCUUAGAAUAGAAAGAACUGGCGCUUUCACGUCUCCUAUCAGUUGUAUCAAGUUCAAACACAUGUUGCGAGCAAGUUCUACGACCUGUUUGGAUGUAGAAGAUUUUUUCAAGGGAAGCAAUAUGAUCCUCAUUAAAGUGCACGAGUAUUGCGGCAUGUGAACGAGUGAGGCCAAGAACUGUUUCACUUGCAUCGAGCUUAGAACGCUGCAUAUGUGUUGUAUAGCUAGCACAACUGCGCCGCUUUCUUUAGCAGACUUCUGCAGGUCCUUUGCCAAAGUUUUAUGCAAACGACGAUAUGCGUCCACCUUCUGGCUCAUUGAUAUAUUCUCUAUGAACAAUCUGUUGAUCAAAUGGGGAACGUCUGUCUUAACAGAACACUGAAUGACAGAUUGUUUCUGGACCAUAGCGCUAGGAGGCAAGGGUUCCUGCAAUUGUCCUAUAGUCACCGGAUUCUCGUCAGGCAAUUGAGGCUCCAUUAAUUGCAGAACUUGUACAAACACCAGUCCACCAGUGGCUCCUCUCCUAUGUUGGACUUCUACUAACUGUGCCAUGUACGUUUUGUCAAGCACAGCUUCCCCAACUGAAUCGGGAUCAAUUUGCACCCCUGCGUCCAGGGUGUGAAGCAGCUUGCUCAUUGAAGGCACAGGAAUUCCGAAACUCUGAAUAAACAGAACCAGCUGCUGAGGCUCUAAAUCUUUCAAAGCAGCGUCCACGAGGCGUGGAACAUUGCUCCUGAUCAUUCUCAACUUCAACCAAUCUGGUAUCAGCAAAGCUUCUUCGCUAGUAUCAACCAAGAAAGCUUUUGGGGGCUCUGCAUUCAAUGGGAACCAAGUUUCAAGGAGAACAUUAAAUAAAACGUCAUCGUCGAAUGAAUCAUAGGUCAACAGAAUGAUCAUGGCAUGCACAACGAGAAUGUGCAUAGUACAUUCUUGUCCUGUGCUCCAUUGUACUAGAAUCUGAUCCUGACUCUCUGACCACGUAUACUCUUCUCUUCUAGGAGACCGAGCUUUCUCUAAAUAAUUACAGAAGAUCGCCAUGAAGGCGUGCAGAGUCUGCUUAGACUGCGGAUUGUCGCAUUCUGGUUGAGGCAAAAUGGCUGCUAUAAUUGUACUUCUCUCAACUACCAGCUGAGAUAUCUCGUUAGCAAGAUCUAUUAAUUCUGGUAGCUCGUCGUCAGUGGUAUGGGCUGCGAGGUACGAGAUGUAUGCGUGAACAAGAUCUGGAUUGUUUUCUACUUGACAAGCCCCACGGAGGGCCGUGGAGACCAAGGUUCGCACUGAUAAGAAGUGCGGAAUUGAUGGUAAUUUGCGAACAAGCCAAAUCUCUCUGAAAAUAGAGAUCGAGUUAGCAGCUGCAAGAAGAUUUUAUGGAAGAUAUAUAUUUAAUCAUAAAAAGGCACACAAAGAGAUCACAGUGUGCCGCUGCAAGAUUAAUAAAUUACUUCUCAUUUUCUCCAUCGAUGUCCAUGGGUUCAUCUUCAGUAGGUAUAGAUCCUAAAACCAUUUUUAAACCAGUGAUUGCUUGGAGCCGGCUAUUAGUCUGCUGGCUGCUCAGCCUUCUUAAAAAGUAUUCUAGCACUUCAUAAGCGUGUUGCCGGUCUUGAUCAGGAUCGGUCAACAACAUCUGGAGAUGAGCCAACAAUUGUUGUUGCCUCGGUUGAUUCUCCACUGCUUGGGUGCUAGUAGACAACAAAAACUCACAAAGGCAUUGUACGGGCAAUUGACUAAGGGAACCUUCGCUACUUUGUACAAGAUCUGCCAACCAAGGCAUGCUCUGGGAGGAACUUUGCUGUUGUCUUUGAAUUAUGUCCAACAAGAAAUCUGGUUUCCGGGACCGGCAAAGUAAAUGUCCUAAUCUAUGGGACACGUUCAACGACUGUAUUUGUUCUAAUACUGCUGGAGGCGGUCUCCUUGCGAUACCGGUCGGUUCCAUGGUGAUUAACUGCGACAAUAGCAAACUAUUUUGCUCCGAUAUUUGUAUCUUCGUCGAGGCAGCUGCCAAGUGAGAUUCAUAUUCGAGGAUCUCUUGCUUCUCGAUUGCUUCCACUUGUAAUUCUUUGGAACGCUCUUGCUCUAUUACUUCUGGUAAAGCCAUUGUUGGCGGAGGAUACGAGAAAUGGCUAUAAAAUAUAUUAACAUUUUAGUGUCUUUUAAUCUCUACACAUUUAUCUAAUAGGAGAAUUAUGAACUCACUUAGUGAUACACAUUUCCAUGAGAGUUCUUAAAAUGGGGUACCGCUUCCAUGCAAUAGCGCCAAUAGUAGAUGGAUUGUGAGCAGCCAGUACCAAUAACAUUAUCCAUCCUUUCCAGUACAAAUUCGAUAUCGCCAGUGUUGGUGGCACGUAACUGCAAAAAAUGACACAAGAGGCUGAUAAAUACAAAGAUUGAAAAUAAGUUCAAUUAUAUCCAGUUUAUCAGCUUGCAAAGUUGGAAAACUCUCAGACGAAUUAGCUGCUGCUCUUCGUAUCAGUUGAUCCACCAAAUCCAGUGUUUCAGAAUGAGUAAUACCAUUAUCCUAAAAUAUGAAACAUCUACAAUUUCUGUAUUUAUAGAAAAAUAAGAUAUCAACAUCCUAACACCUACUUUCGAAUUGCCAAUUAUUAAUAAUCUCAAUAAUGUAUUUUGUAACAGCGGUACAUCAGAAAUCAGUCGCAAAUAAAACACUCUAUCCGACUCGGGA
Megalopta genalis is the source of this 7471-nucleotide messenger RNA. The record is from RefSeq and is a predicted model, not a curated record. NCBI's taxonomy places the organism in Eukaryota, Metazoa, Arthropoda, Insecta, Hymenoptera, Halictidae.